This is a messenger RNA of Hypanus sabinus (Atlantic stingray), 5775 nucleotides long. RefSeq names its product pseudouridine synthase like 1 (gene pusl1). Bases 228 to 1085 code for a protein of 285 amino acids. The record is from RefSeq and is a predicted model, not a curated record. The transcript has 8 exons. Gene Ontology annotation, molecular function: RNA binding; pseudouridine synthase activity. Gene Ontology annotation, biological process: tRNA pseudouridine synthesis. NCBI's taxonomy places the organism in Eukaryota, Metazoa, Chordata, Chondrichthyes, Myliobatiformes, Dasyatidae.
CCCAAUCAUUAAAGAAAUACAGCAACAGAACAUGGCAGUUAAUGAUACCAAUCAUGUCAUGUAGAGGAGUGAUGUGUAAUUCACAUCAUUAUUAUAUACAGUAGCUUUACUGGGUCUUUUCCUUUCUCACAGGUGUUUAUUGCCUGGCCAUAGGGCCUAGUGAACUUGCGUCGCUCCUGGACCGGAGAGCGGGCACCGAGGAGAGGAGAGGCGAGGCGGCGCGGUCGAUGGCGGUGACCGCGCGGUACUUGAUCUAUUUCCAGUACUGCGGCACCAAUUACAGUGGUGUCAUGAAAAGUCCAUCGCACCAGCUUGUUGCCGGGGUUCAGAAUUACUUGGAGGGUGCGUUGCAAAAACUUCGGCCGGCCAACGAGGUCAAGGUCUUCAUCUCUAGCCGGACGGACACCGGUGUCCACGCUCUGUGUAAUUCUGCUCACUUUGACAUUCGGAGAAAGGAGGGGAAGCAGCCAUUUUCAGAGGAGCUUCUGGUCAAUGCUCUGAACUACCAUUUAAGACCCGAGCCAAUCAGCAUCUUGAAAGCCUUUCGAGUGAGCGACACGUUCCACGCUCGCUACUGUGCCCGAUCACGGACGUACACCUACCGACUUGUGACGGGAUGUGCUAACCAUUCUCGUCUUCCGGUGUUUGAACGGAACCUUUGCUGGCCCGUGUCCAGCAGACCUCUGAACAUAGAUGCCAUGAGGGAAGCAGCCCAGACGCUGCUGGGCACACACGACUUCAGCACCUUCCGGUCCUUAAGCUCCGAGACUCCCUUCAAAUCUCCCCUGCGGACGCUGCUUCAGGCCGAGCUCACGCCGGGCUUCAGCACCACGCAGCAGAGCUACCCCAGCCACCUGGAGUUCUGGGAGCUAACCUUCAGGAGCCCUUCAUUCCUCUAUAAACAGGUGCGGAGAAUGACGGGGGUUCUGGUGGCUGUUGGACAGGGCAAGCUAAUGCCCCGGCACGUUGCCGAGCUAUUGGAGGUCCGUGACUCCAGGGCCUAUCUGGGGAAUCUUAUAGCCCCGCCAGACGGCCUCUUUUUGAAGAACGUGGAAUAUGAUGAAAAGGAUGUUUACGGGACAUAAUUCAGUGACUGUGAACUCAGAACAAACUGCUGCUUCCAGCUGUUACCGGGGCAAGUGGCAUCGACGUUCAUGGAUGGACUGGCCCCGUCGGUGACUUGUACGACUUUCUUGUAUUACGUAAACGUGCCUGGGUGUGUUUCAAAUUAGGGAGAAGUAACAGUGUUGGAUGGAGGCUAUUUUGUUAUAUAUAUUAAUCAGCUUCUGAAAAGUUUUGUGUGUGACAGUGGAGAUGGAAAUGCGAGCCAGAACCCUCCUGGUCCUUGCCCCAAAUCCUGAGAAACAGACCCGAGCAAACCCACUUCAGUUCCCAAGGGAACAUCUGCAGGACGCCCAUCGAAUUUCCAUCAGCAACGCAUCCUCCCCAGCAAUACUGAAGGCUAUACAAUUGAAAUCCCCCUGGUUUCCUUGGCUGAGUAAGUCUAGGGAAGACACUCUCCGGUCCCGCCAAACCCGUGAGAUUCAGUCAGUUCUCCCACCCCAAACCCCGGUUUGUGUGGAUGCUGUGUAACUUGCCACCCUGUUGCAACUCAGUGCCAAGAAACAACAGGCAGCACCCUGCUUAUGACUGAAGGAAUCCUAUUUAUGAAUCUUAACUCCAGGGUUAGUAAAGAAAAGAAAGGAAAAAAAAACAAAAAGGACCAAUAAUAAUUAAACAGUCAAAUGUGCACAAGAUGGAGCUCAUCUCUUCCAAAAGCUAUAUUCACCAGUUGUCAGUAGACCUCAGCAUCUUGCUCCAUCAAAUCAUGGUCCCACCACCAGGUCGAAUCCAUCGAAUCUCUCCAGCGUCUUCUCCCUUCAUUUCCCGCUGGACAAAGGACCCCAGCUCACACUGGUGUCAGGCACACAACAGAAAACCGGCUCCCCUGACUGGUCGGCUCACAUUCCAGAGCACCCAUUACCUCUAACCAUAACCCAAACACCGUUACGUAGGCAGUGAAACCUUUCCCAGUGUGUUGCACAGUAUUUCACAUCUUCAAGCAAUCUGGAUGAAUAUGUAGUCAUGAACAGGAUUGGAGACCGUGUGUGUGGAUGAGGCUCUGCAGCAAGUUCGAGAGGAGAAGGUUAGAUGGUUUCUAACUUGUGGAGGUGACGGAAGAUCACAUUUUACCAACACAGUUGUAACGAAUCAGGAAGAUAUCCAGUGCUCCCCAGGAGUCUUUCCUAUUGUGUUGGCUAAAAAGGUGUUCCCAGGAGAAUUAAGUAUUAAGUUUUGUUAAGUUCUACCACUGAUAGGUUAUUGAGAUUAGUCUGGGGUGUGGGGGGUUAGGAACAGUAACCAUUUUCUGGGAAAUCAGUGUAUCGCUUGGAAGAAUUUAAACACAAAUGAUGAAAUGCAUCUAAUAUUUUAAAAUUCAAUUGAUAAUAAUGGUUAGCAUGGAACUAUUGGAUUGUUGGAAGAAUCCAGUUGCUCACCAGUGUCAUUCUGGGUAGGAAACCUGCUGCCUUCAACCAGUCUAGUCUUUGUGUGACUCCAAACCACCCGAAUCCUGGAUUUAGUUCUCUGGAUGAGCACACAAUUUGAAUAAAGCAAAACGUCAAUUAAAGCUACAAUGUGUUACCAUUUUUAUAACUAGACUGCUGAAGUGUGCUCAUGACUAUAGUUCGCUUCCUCAUCGAUCAAGAUAUAGAAAUUGUUUCCUUAUAAUUAAGUGGAAUUGAUACCAACUGUGGCAAAGUUUAAAAAGGAAACAGUACUUGUUCCCUAUGCCUUUGCAAGCUUUGGUCCACUUCUGACAUCAAGUUAGAGGACACCGCAUUUCAUGGUCUAGUCAUUUGCUGUGGCAUUGCUCAAGGUAAGGAAACAGUUUGUUGUUUGAAGGAGUUGCUGGGCAUGGUAAUGGGAUCUCUAGGAAAGUAUUCACAAUGCGAUCGGAUAGACUUGAGUGUUCAGGGGCAGUGGAUACCUGAAUCCUGAGGAAAUGCAUCAUGAGUAUUUGGGUAGGUUGAGGUAAUGAGGUGCAGGUCAUGUCAGAUCAGGAUCUGAGCUGGUAUCUGGGACACUGGGCAGUUUGGCAAAGGCUGGGCGAGCAAAUGGUUAUAGCGCUGGUAGCCAGUGGGAAGUGACUUUAAGAUCAGUUAACAACUUCCUCACACACUGAGCUGGAGUGGUCAGAUUGUUACCAGUGAAGCCCAGCAGUGCACUAUCAAAGCUUUACUCUUUGAUGGAGAAGGUUUCAUAAUCUGACUUGUAUUUUAUUUCCAUAAAAACAUGAAUACAGCUGGAGAGCGUGAGGGAAGACUAUUCCUGGGACGAUUCAGGCUGGUCACACGACACUGGUGGUUUUUAUCUUGGUCCAGUUAACAGCAGGCGUGAGGGAGGGUUGUUUAUCCCGGGUUUCCAUCGGCCUGCUCCAGCAUGGUGUCUGAUGCACGAAGGCAUCGGCUGAGUUCCACCCACCCGAUGCUUUAAUGGUAUUUCAUUAUGAUUUAUAUUUAUAUUUCAGUUCCCCAUUAUUGAAAAUAAAUUCAUUUUAAAAGAUAGUCAAAAUCCUGAAUUGUGUCUUAUGGUUAGUGGAAGGGCUUAGGGAAUUAUGAAGCUGCACUGAGUACAGGAAUUGGGACGUUAUGUUAAACUUGUAUAAGAUGUUGUUGAAGGCAAACUUGGAGUUCUGGUCGCCUACCUACACAGGAAAGGUAUCAAUAAAGUUGAAAGAGUACAAAGAACACUUAUUAAAAAUUCAUUUACGGGAUGUGGGCGUUGCCAGCUAAGCCAGCAUUAAUUGCCCAUUCCUGGUUGCCCUUGAGAAAGCUGCACUUCAAAGGAUGUUUUUGAGAGAACCUGAGUUAUAGGUUAGGACCCUAUUCUGCGGAGCGUAGGAGAAUGAUUUGAAAUUCGGCGGAGGUAUGAUGGGUACAGACAGGAUAAAAUGCAAGCAGGCUCUUCCACUGAGGUUCAAUGGUCAUAUGUUAAGAGUGAAAGGAGAAAUAUUUGAGGGAAUAGGAACUUCUUCACUCAGAGGGUGGUGAGAGUGUGGAAUGUGCGCCAGAGGAAGUGGUGAAUGAAUGCGGGUUUCAUUGCGACUUUUUAAUCACCUUACAUAAGAGGAGUAACAAAGGUUCAUCAGACCGACUCCUUGAAUGUGAGGACUGCUGUGUGAGAAGAAAUCUAAUGACAUUGUGUAUUUCCUUAUGAGCCCAUUCAGCCCAUCAGGUCUGCACUGUCUCAGAGUAUUCCCAGCAGGUCCAUCCUCCGCAUAUCUCCCUGCAACCUGAUCUCCCGCGCAAACCCAUCAACACACAUCCUCAUUCUCCUCACUUACCGGUUGAUCACCUAUCAGCCAGCACAUCACAUCCAUGGGGUGCGGGAGGAAGUCAGCACGUCCAGGGAAAUCCAGACGUCACGGGGAGAGUGUGCAAGCUCCAGACGGACAUCACCGGAAGUCAGGAUUUACUCUGUUGGAGAAGGUUUCAUAAUCUGACAUGUAUUUUAUUUUCAUAAAAACAUGAAUACAGCUGGAGAGCGUGAGGGAAGACUAUUCCUGGGAUGAUUCAGUCUGGUCACACGACAUUUGUGGUUUUUAUCUUGUUCCAGUUAACAGCAGGCGUGAGGGAGGGUCGUUUAUCCCGGGUUUCCAUCGGCCUGCUCCAGACGGACAUCACCAGAAGUCAGCUUUACUCUUUGUUGGAGAAAGAUUGAACCUGGGAUUACUGGAACCAUGAGACAGUAACAUUACCUGUAGCCCCACUGUGAACCUUUGAGUAUUCUGCCUAGGUUAGACAGGUUGCUGGGGAGUCCAGAGCAAGGGAUAUGAGAGAUAUUCGGAGUGAGGUGAGUAAUUUCUUCACAUUGGGCUGGUGUGUCCCUGGAGUUCGCAAGCGCAGAGGUCAAAUCGAUGAAUAUCUUUAGGAAGUGGGGAAAUAGAUUCCUGGACUCAAGGCAUCGAAGGGUAUGGAGGUAGGACAGGAGCAUGACGUAGGCCUUCCCUGGGUUGUUUUAUGGGCAUACAAAGUUGAUUUUGUCCACGUCAGGAAAUACAGAAAAACAUUCAAUGCAAUAACCUUAUCUUCACAGUAUUGUAAUGUAAGGCCAAUUAACAUGAACUUUCCCUAUCAAAUAUCAAUGUUACAGAAUCAGGAUGCCCUAGCUCACUGGCUGGUGUUAAUGUGCUCGAAGUAUCAGCGGAUGUUACAUUCUUCAAUAGAGUUUCAUUGUAUGAGUGCUAAAGGCAGUGAUUACUUGCCAAUUUCCAAAGCAACUGUCUUAAGCAGCAUCCCACAGUGAAACUGGCAUCCUGACUUCUUCGAGACAAUGGUGCCUGAUUACUGUGGGGAGGUUGCAUGCAAACAAGUUCUUUUAUUCAAGACUGCUUGAAUUUAAUAUUUCUGGGAGCUCGUUCGUACAUGGGGUAUCCAUAACUCAGGCAUUUGUAACUUAGGAAGGAUCUGUGUUGAGGCACUGGAUCAGCCGUGAUUGUACUGAAUGGCUCUAUAGUCCACUGCUAUUUGUUUCGAUUACUGUAGCUGCUAACUGUCUGUACACUGUCAUGUAGUCCGUUGAUCUUGGAAUUUGUUUAUUAUUGUCACAUUACCAAGCUUGUUGUAUAUACUGUUCAUAUGGAUUGCAAAGAUUAGGGUGGUUUGGUACCACAGUGGUUAACAUAAUGAUAUAACAGCACCAACAACCAAGGUUCAAUCCUGCCGCUGUCUGUAAGGAGUUUAUAGGUGCUCCCUGCGAUCACGUGUUUCCACC